Scylla paramamosain (green mud crab) is the source of this 2451-nucleotide messenger RNA. RefSeq lists its product as uncharacterized. The transcript has a single exon. The coding region runs from base 1 to 2451 and encodes 816 amino acids. The record is from RefSeq and is a predicted model, not a curated record. Lineage: Eukaryota; Metazoa; Arthropoda; Malacostraca; Decapoda; Portunidae.
AUGCCUCUCACUCGCUCUGGUGAGCACGAACGCCGUGUCGGUGAGGAGGAGGACCACGCCGUCGCCGGCGAUUGGCGACAUACUGCAACCUCACCACCACCAGCUGAUAUCGUGUCUCUCAUGAAAUGGAUGGAGGAGACUAGGCUCAGAGAUGAGGAACGACGAAGAGAAGCAGAGGAAAGCAGAAGGCAAGAGGAUAAUGCCAGGUUUGAGGCUCUGAUCAGCAUGCUUGCUGCUCAACGGCAAACCCCUCAAGUUCCCCCUGAGGACGACGGCGAGGACCCCGAGAACCCCACCCGCCGCCAGCCCCAACAGCCACGGAUUCCUUCCACUCAGAAGCCUGCAGCUCAGAUUCCACCGCCGCUGAAGCCCGACGCUACCUACCAACUGUUUCGUGAAUGGAAGCGACGCUGGCAGGACUAUGCAACAAUGGUGGACCUGUCCAGCUUAACACAGGAGAAGCAGCUCAUCCAGCUGCGUAUGUGUCUCACCCUUGAGACUCAACGUGUCUUAGAGCACACCUUACAAAUUCCUCCCACCACAGAUAAGACUGUCGGUGAGGUGGUGGACGCUCUGGAGCUACACAUCAAGGGUUUGCGGAACGAGGCAUUACGCAGAAGAGAGCUCUUCAGCUGCAGACAGAUGGAAGGUGAAACAUUCGCCGACUUUUACGUAAGGUUGCGACGCCGCGCCGAGGAGAUCGACAUCUGUCCUGGUAAGUCAUCGGUAUGCGAGGAGACUCAGCUUAAAUCGGUGAUUCUUAUGGGUGUCCGGGAUGAUGAGUUAAUCCAGCGACUCAUAUCCUUGGACGACAAGUGCUCCCUACAGGAGAUGGUCACGGCCUGCCGCUCCUACGAGGCAGCCAGAUGCGCCACGUCUGACAUCCGUGCCCAGCCUACACAGGUGAGAGCCUUAACCCAGCACCAGAAGAGUAAGAAACAGAAGAAUCUCGAUAAGCAACCUCCGCAACAGUCGACAGCGAAGACAGCAGAACUGUGCCAGUGCUGUGCAAGGUACCAUGAGACAGGGGCCUGCCCUGCAGCCCAGGUCACCUGUCGUAACUGUGGUCGCCAAGGCCACUUCGCAUCCACUGUCAAGUGCCCCGCCAGCAAAGCUCAGUGCCGUCUCUGCUCCCGUAUCGGCCACUUUGAUAGUUGUUGCAAGAAGGUAUCCCGUCAGAACCACAAGCGGGGUAGUACUGAUGGUGCUCCCACCCCUUCGCAACAAAAAUCCAAGCAGCUCUCCUGCCGUCGCGUGAUAUCUCCCAGCCCGGCAGUACCUCAACACGUCAGUGUUCUCGUCACCCAUGGUGGUAAGUCGUCGCACUUGCGGAUGAUGCCUGACACCGGCGCUGAUAUCACUAUGAUCGGCCCACAACACCUGAGGAGUCUUCAGAUUCCUUCGAGCCAGCUACAGACCCCCCCAGACACCACUACACUCACAGCUGACGGUUCUGAAAUGGCUCCCGCCCUCGGAAUGCUCACGGCCACUCUAACUCUAGGCGAGAAGUCGUGUUUAGCUGAAAUCCGGGUACAUAAGGAUAUCCAGACUCCACUUCUCUCCCGCGGCCACUGUCAAGCGUUGGCCAUCAUCUCCAAGGACUUCCCCAAGCCAAUCUUGGAAGUAAAGCAUGCCAAGAAGUGCGUGGAGCUCCCGGUCUCUAGCAACACACCACCUUCAGAAGCUAAGGCGUACUUUUUGAAGGAGUUCCAGGACGUUCUUGUGGACAAGGCAGCCUUAGAGUCCACACCACUCAAACCUAUGGUGGGUUCACCUAUGAGAAUCCAUCUCAAGGAUGGUGCAGUGCCUUUUGCCAUCCAUACUGCCCGGCAGAUCCCCCUGGCUUUCAGAGGUCAAGUUCAAGAAGAGCUCGAAUCCAUGGUAUCUCAAGGGAUCAUUCGACCUGCAGGUGAUGAACCCUCCGAGUGGUGUCACCCACUGGUCGCCGUGGCUAAACCUAAGGGAGGUGUAAGGAUCACGACAGAUCUGUCCAAACUCAACUCACAAAUCGCCCGACCAGCUCAUCCAUCGCCUACACCCUUUGCCGCUGUUCGUAGCGUGGAUGCCACAGCCCGUUACUUCUCGACGAUGGAUGCUCUCUGCGGUUACUGGCAGAUCGAGCUUGCUGAGGAAGACAGACACCUUACCACCUUCAUAACACCACAUGGUAGGUUCCAGUACUGCAGGGGACCGAUGGGAUUCGCAGCGACAGGUGAUGCCUAUUGCUUGCGAGAUGAUGCAGCUCUACAAGGCAUCAAGAAUUGUGUGAAAGUGGUUAACGACAUCUUACUGUAUGACGCCGACUACACCACUCACCUGAGCCGCAUCCACCAAGUUCUCACUAGAUGUCGCGAAUUUGGCAUCACCCCUCAACAGGGAAAAAUUUGUAGUCGCAGCACCCCGGGUAGAUUUCUGCGGAUUCACACUAUCAAUGGCUGGCAUUGCCGCUGA